Rana temporaria (common frog) is the source of this 2327-nucleotide messenger RNA. RefSeq names its product zinc finger protein 436-like. The record is from RefSeq and is a predicted model, not a curated record. Lineage: Eukaryota; Metazoa; Chordata; Amphibia; Anura; Ranidae. The transcript has 8 exons. Bases 183 to 2063 code for a protein of 626 amino acids. Gene Ontology annotation, biological process: regulation of DNA-templated transcription.
CUUGUAGCUCUGAGGAAGUAACGCAGCCAUUUUGUCGUGGUCCACCAGGAAGUUGUAGAAUUGACAAAAAAAGGGGGACGGGUGUCAGCUUGCCCUGCUCUGUCUAUUGUGUAUUUAUUCCUGCAGUGCUGUCUGUGAGUGGCUGGGCUGGCCAGGCUGAAACAGAGUCCAGUGCUGCAGCCAUGACUGAUCCACAGACCAUGAAUGAGGAGAGGAUGAUGACGGAGAAGAUAUUAAACUUCACCUUGGAGAUCAUCUACCUUCUUACCGGAGAGGAUUACAUAGUGGUGAAGAAGACAUCUGUUGACCAUACAACAACCAGACACAUGAUUUCUCCUUAUGCUCUGAUAACGGACAAAAACAACAAUAGGAAGAUUCUAGAUGUCACAUGUAAGAUCACUGAGCUGCUGACGGGAGAGGAUGUCACCGUCUGCUUCUCAUCAGAGGAGGAGGUGAAGGAGUUAGAAGGACACAAGGAUCUCUACAAGGACGUCAUGAUGGAGAAGCGGCCGCCCCUCACAUCUCCGGAUGGAUCCAGUAAGAGAAAUCCCCCAGAGAGACGUCCCCGUCCUCUGUAUUCCCGGGACUCCACACAGGAACAUCAGGAGAUCCCUCAGGAGGAUCAGGGUGAAAACCUAUUUACUAUUAAAGUUGAAGUUAAAGAGGAAGCAGGAGAGCCGUCUGAAAGGGAUGAUGACCUAAGUAAGGAGGAAUUUUCUCCAGAGAUGAGUACAGACCUUGGAGACACCAAAGCCACUGAGGGAGAUGUCAAAGAUGAGGAAGAGGGGACAAUUCAGCAAAUCAAAAUUGAGGAAGAUGACCUACCUCUAGAGACUGGCAUAGAUGGAAGACGCAAGAGAAAUAAAAUGAGAUCCUGUCGCAUGAUCUCUCCAGAUGGCGAGUUAGAAGAGGAGGAUGUCACGUCCGAUUCCUCAGAUAAAAGCCACAUUAUCGUAAAGGUCGAUCCAGCAAUUCACAGCGCAAAUCUGCCAUCUGAUCACAGUGACGCCAAUCCGGCGGCUCAUGCUGGGUGUGAAACCUCCCCAUGCGCUGAAUGUUCAGCGGGAAGAACAGAAUGCAAUUUGGGCCAAAAGUCUAUCGCAAGGGAGAGGCCGUAUUCAUGUUCAAAAUGCGGGAAAUGUUUUUCUUGCAAGUCUUACCUAAUCAUGCAUGAAAAAAUUCACACGGGGAUAAAGUCCUAUUCGUGUCCUGACUGCGGUAAGUGUUUUUCCUGGAGGAGGACUCUUACCAUACAUAAACGAGUCCACACGGGAGAGCGGCCAUAUUCUUGUACCGUGUGCGGGAGGUGUUUUAGACAGAAGUCGGUUCUCGACCUCCAUGAACUGACUCACAGGCCGGACAAGCCGUUUUCCUGUUCCGAAUGCGGAAAGCGUUUUAUCCAAAGAGGACAGCUUAUUGCUCACAUGAGAUCUCACACGGGAGAGAAGCCUUACUCGUGCGAAGAGUGUGGGAAAUGUUUUUUUUCCAAGUCGGGCCUUUUAAGGCACCAGAAGAGUCACACCGGGGAGAGGCCGUUCUCCUGUCCAGAGUGCGGGAAGUCUUUUUCUCACAGAGCCAAUCUGGUCCAACACCAAAGAGGCCACACGGGCGUUAAACCGCAUCUGUGCUCCGAGUGCGGGAGAGGCUUCAAACGAAGGUCGCAUCUGAAGGAGCAUCAGAGAGUCCACACAGGCGACCGCCCCUAUGCCUGCGCUGAGUGCGGAAGAGAUUUUGCAAAUCGAUCAGCCUUAAUUAGGCACGAGAGACUCCACACUGGUCAUCGCCCGUAUUCCUGCUCCGAGUGCGAUAAAGGCUUUACUAACAAGUCCGACCUGGUUAAGCACGAGAGGGUCCACUCUGGCGACCGCCCGUUUUCCUGUUCAGAGUGCGGGAGAGGUUUUGCCAGUAAAUCAGCCAUGGUUAGACAUGUAAAGGCCCACGCCGGAGAACUUCCAUAUUCAUGUCCUCAGUGUGAGAAACAGUUUUCCCAUAAGUUCUCCCUUAUGUCCCAUCUUAGUUCCCACAAAGGACAAGAGGUCCCAGUUUCGGGAGGCGGCAGCUGAGCAAGGAUGUGCACACACUGGUGCUUAUUAUGGGGCUUCAGUGUUGGGACACAAGCUGGAAAACCAAUAUCUCUGUUAUAACUGUGCAAAGUGGAUGACUUCGCUGAUUCUCGUGUGGACAGUUGGCAGCAGAUAUACCGUAUGAACUUUCUGCUCUGGCCAGUUGGUAGUUCUGUGGAUUCAACACAAACAGUAUUGCAAGCUUAGGAAAUAUCUUAUUGAUUAAUAUGUUAUGAUAUGCACAAUAAAAGUUUCAAUUGUCAA